GGUCCAUUGUUCAUAAAUUUGGCAUUCCGUAUAAUAGCCAAGGUCAAGCCUUGGUUGAGCGAGCAAAUCAAACAUUAAAAACAGCUCUCAAUCGAUAUUUAAAUGAAAAGGGGAAAAUCGCCCCUGGCCUCCCAGCAGUGCAAAACAUCCUUAACUUGUGCCUUUAUACACUGAACUUUUUAAAUCUGACGGGCGAUCCACCAUCAACAGCUGCCUCUCGUCAUUUUUCAACAGUCCCUCCCCCUACUUCAAGACCUCCAGUCUACUAUCGACGGCUUCCAGACCCCACGUGGAAAGGUCCUGCAGAGCUUAUCACCUGGGGGAGAGGCUACGCUGCAGUAGAUGAUCAUGGCAAAAUCAUUUGGACUCCAGCUCGCUGUGUUCGCCCUUAUUUGGUUCAAUCUCCACCAUCCUAACCAGACAUCAGAUGACCAUGGACCCUGGGCCCACAACUCUUUUAUGAAAGAUGUGCAGAAUAUUUCUCGCCUUUUGAACAAGACUGAGUGUUGGAUGUGCAUGCAUAUUCCAACCCUGGAGGAGGGGGGACUUUUUAUGCAUGCGGUGCCUUUUAAUACAACUGGUUGGAAACAAUUUCCUUGGUCUAGAGGGACUCUUUCCAAUGCUAUGGUGAAUUAUACGGUAUAUACAAUAGGAAGCAGAAUCCAGGAAAAAGCAGCGUUUUGUUGGGAAUAUAAGAACACUGCUAAAAACUCUGUUUUAGUAGGCAGAUACCCAUAUUGUAACAUCACAUUUCAACUUUCAAACAACAUGACUAGACCACAUCCAUUUAAGAAAAUUCCUCUUUUUGAACCCCUCGAUGACUUUUCUGAUUAUAUGUGUACCUAUCAAAUAACUGGAUGCUCGCUAUCAACAGGAUGUCACCCCGGCAACACAGACACGAUGUCCACACUCUUCCUUUGCAGUAUUGUAAGAGCCAUGGCUCGCCAAACUGUGCAAAGCUCCAACACGACUACAAAUAUAUUAAGUAAUGUAUGGAUGCUUUGUGGCCGGCGGGCAUAUCAACGUAUACCCCCACGGUGGUCUGGCCGUUGUACAUUGGGCUUUCUUGCUCCCUCAGUUUUUGUUUCAGAUCAGCCACCUUCAGGCCGUUUGCGCAAUCGAAGAGAUCUAGAAAAUGGCCUGGGAGGACCUGGCAGUACAGGAACGCAAAUUGCAUGAUCUAUAUUUCCAUCUAUGGGGGUAGCCAUGAAUUACAGAGACAUCUAUGCAUUAAAUAACUGGACUAUGCACAUGUUCAACGCUACCAUUCAGACUACCAAAUUGUUAAACAAGGAAGUGGCAGAAAUACGAGAGAUUGUUCUACAAAACCGUUAUGCUUUAGACAUUAUCCUUGCCUCGAAAGGAGGAGUAUGUGCCUUAAUCCAUUCUCAUUGUUGUGUUUAUAUCUCUGAUUACAAAGCCAAUAUCACAGGUACCAUUGAGCAUAUGGAAGACAUGGUUCGUCAUGAUCCAUUACAAUCUGACGGAUCUGGCGCAAUAAACAUUUGGGAUGCCCUAUGGUCUUGGUUACCUGACGGAACCUGGCUGCGAUCUUUAGUUUCUGGAACUGUCACCCACCAACAGGUCAAUUUAGUAACUACACCUAUCACUGCAGUUCAGCAACCCUUGCUAACUAAACCAGCCUUCACUUUGCCAAGCGACACUGAGGAUGACUUCCUAUAAAGCGCAACCUCCUUAUUUUUUAAAUAAAACAGAAAAGUAGGAGAUGUUGG
This is a messenger RNA of Crotalus tigris (Tiger rattlesnake), 1733 nucleotides long. RefSeq names its product endogenous retrovirus group PABLB member 1 Env polyprotein-like. NCBI's taxonomy places the organism in Eukaryota, Metazoa, Chordata, Lepidosauria, Squamata, Viperidae. The transcript is spliced from 2 exons. The record is from RefSeq and is a predicted model, not a curated record. Bases 1195 to 1683 code for a protein of 162 amino acids.